Messenger RNA from Phragmites australis (common reed), 1046 nucleotides. RefSeq lists its product as uncharacterized. The coding region runs from base 13 to 879 and encodes 288 amino acids. The transcript has 9 exons. The record is from RefSeq and is a predicted model, not a curated record. Lineage: Eukaryota; Viridiplantae; Streptophyta; Magnoliopsida; Poales; Poaceae.
CGCCUCCUUCCCAUGGGCAUCGCACGAAUCGCGAGCCAAUACAGUCCACCACCGAUCCGGAAUCCUCUAGGCUCGCUCCGCCGCUCCCUCCACAGAGGCCACCGAAGCCUCCAUUCCCCGCCAGAUCCGAGCAGGACGACGGCGAGGAUGACGGGGGGCGGGGGUGCGGCGUCGCAGGCGUACGGGGAGGCGUGGUACUGGGACGAGCGGUACCGCAAGGAGGCCGGACCCUUCGACUGGUACCAGAAGUACCCCGCGCUCGCGCCCCUGCUCAGGCUCUACCUGGCCCCGCACCGCCGGCUACUCCUCGUCGGGUGCGGCAACUCCGUCUUUGGUGAAAACAUGGUUGAUGAUGGUUAUCAAGACAUUGUCAACAUCGAUAUAUCUUCGGUGGUAAUUGAACAAAUGAAAAAGAAAUACCAUGAUAAGCAUCAACUUAAAUAUAUGAAGAUGGAUGUAAAGAACAUGUCAGAUUUUGAGUCUGGUUCAUUUGAUGGUGUUAUUGACAAAGGAACACUGGAUUCUAUUAUGUGCGGCCAAAAUUCACAAGAGAAUGCAACUAAGAUGCUAGAGGAGGUCAACAGAAUCCUCAAGGAGAAUGGUGUCUACAUUCUGAUCACUUAUGGAGAUCCAAGUUACCGAUUGCGUCUCCUGAAGGACAUGCAACAUUGGGCAGUAAAGCUUCAUGUCAUAGAUAGAUGGGAAAGAAGUUCCAAUCAGAAUAAAUGGGAACUGACAAAACCGUUGCCUCUAGAUGAUGAUAGCACAUCAGUAGUUGCACUUCUUGGCCCGAAACCUGAUGUUCACUAUAUCUAUGUCUGUGUAAAGAGUAACAAUGGUGCAAGGGCGGAUUCUAAAGUUGAAGAAGCCAUCACUUGAUUUCACCAUAUAACCGUUUGAACCCUAGUGCAUAAUCAAUGUAGCGAAUAAUGUAUAAGUAUAACAGAUAUUGUACCUCUAAUUGUUGUUGCUUCAUGAAUUCAUUUCAUGCUCAGUGAAGUUGUGUUAGAUGUUUCUUUUUAGAUCAGUUGAAUUAGAUAUUUUCA